CGGCUCCGGCUUCAUCACACUCUGAGAGAGAGGCUGAGACGACAGGAAUCUCCCCCAGGAUGAAGCUGCUUUUCCUGACGGUGUGUGCCCUGUGGGUGUUGUGUGCCCUGGAUCAUGUGGACUCCUCCGCCUAUGACAAGAUAGUGGCACAUAGUCGCAUCCGGGCCAGGAAAGAGGGGCCCAACAUGUGCGCCCUGCAGCAGGUCAUGGGCACCAAGAAGAAGUACUUCAGCACCUGCCGCAACUGGUACAAGGGCGCCAUCUGUGGCAAGAAGGCGACGGUGGUGUACGAGUGCUGCCCUGGCUACAUGAAGCUGGACAACAUGCGUGGCUGCCCUGCAGUGGCCCCCAUAGAUCACGUUUACGGCACCCUGGGUCUGGUGAAGGCUAGCUCCACUCAGAACUACGCCGACAUCUCCAAACUGAGGCCUGAGAUCGAAGGACCCGGCUCGUUCACCUUCUUCGCCCCAAGCAACGACGCCUGGGACCUGCUGAAUGAGGACGUGAGGAAUAAUCUGGUGAGCAACGUGAACAUUGAGCUGUACAACGCCCUGCACUACCACAUGGCCAACAAACGCUACCUGACCAAAGACCUAAAGAACGGCAUGACCAUCACCUCCAUGUACCAGGACCUGAACCUCCACAUCAACCACUAUCCCAAUGGGGUUGUGACGGUGAACUGUGCCAGGAUCAUCCAUGGAAACCAGGUCUCCACAAAUGGAGUCGUGCAUGUCAUCGACAGAGUGAUCCAGGCCACAGGGAACACCAUCCAGUCCUUUGUGGAGGUGGACGAUGACCUUACCACUCUCAGCGAUAUCCUCCAGAACGCAGAUUUGAUGGAUAAACUGGGUGAGAAAGGGCAGUUCACACUCUUUGCUCCCACCAACGCCGCUUUCGACAAGAUCGGCAUCGAGACACUGGAACGUCUGCAGGACAACAAAGACGCUCUCCAGGCUCUGGUGAAGUACCACCUCCUGAACUCGGUGCAGUGCUCGGAGGCCAUCAUGUCCGGUACCUCCUACGAGACCAUGGAGGGCAGCAACAUCGACAUCGGCUGUGACGGAGACAGUCUCACCGUGAACGGAGUCAAGAUGGUCCUGAAGAAGGACAUCGUGACCAGCAAUGGCGUAAUCCACCUCGUCGACCAAGUGCUCAUGCCAGACUCGGCCAAGCAGGUGCUGGAGCUGGUGGGCGCGUCUCAGUCCACGUUUGGAGACAUGGUGACGGAGCUGGGCCUGGCUGCGGCCAUGAAAGCAGGGACCGAGUACACGCUGCUCGCCCCCUCCAACGUAGCCUUCACCGAUGAGGUGAUGUCCAUAGACCAGAGCGCGCUGAGGCUGAUCCUGGAGAACCACAUCCUGAAAAAUAAAUUCACCCUGGGCCAGCUGUACAACGGCCAGCGCCUGGAGACCCUCGGGGGCCUGUUGCUCCGUGUGUUCAUCUACCGCUCUGCCGUGUGCAUUGAGAACGCCUGUCUGAUCCGAGGCAGCAGAGAGGGAAGCAACGGCGCCCUCCAUUCCAUGAAAACUUUCCUGAAGCCUGCGGAAAGUUCCAUGUACGAGAUCCUGACCGAACACGGAGGGUUCAAGAUCUUCUUGUCUUUGAUGGAGGCCGCUGGUCUGACUGAUCUGCUCAAACAGGAGGGAGACUUCACCCUGUUCGCCCCCAGUGAUAAAGCCUUCGCCGGCCUGAGCAGCAGUGACUUGGCUCUGCUUAAGAAGGAUAUAAACGCCCUCAGAACCAUCCUCCUCUAUCACUUUAACAAUGGAGUCUUCAUCGGGGGAGGUCUGGAGAUGGGUGUGACCAAUCUGCUCAAGUCUCUCCAGGGCAGCAACCUCAGGGUCAUCGCAGCCAACAACAGCAUUUCAGUGAACACUGUGCCUGUGUCAGAGACCGACAUCAUGGCCACCAACGGAGCACUUCACUACAUCGACAAAGUCCUCUAUCCUGCAGAUAUGCCUGUUGGAAACCAGGAGCUCAUUUCUCUGCUGAGGCGUUUCAUCACGUACAUGCAGUUCAAGUUCAUUUCAGGUUUCAGGUAUCAGGAAAUCCCCCUCACAUUUUUGAAGAGGAUCAUCACUCGAGUUGAAACAGUUCCAGAUACGACAAAAGUGACGCGGGUGAUCAACAGGCCGCAGCCCUCCCUCACCAAGGUCACCCGGGUGAUUGAGGGUGACCCCAGCAUCACCAAGGUCACCAGGGUCAUCGAAGGUGAGCCCAGCCUCACCAAGGUCACCAGGGUCAUCGAAGGUGAGCCCAGCCUCACCAAGGUCACCAGGGUCAUCGAAGGUGAGCCCAGCCUCACCAAGGUCACCAGGGUCAUCGGGGGUGAACCCAGUCUCACCAAGGUCACCAGGGUCAUCGAAGGUGAGCCCAGCCUCACCAAGGUCACCAGGGUCAUCGAAGGCGAACCCACCUUCACAAAGGUCACCAGGGUGGUCUCAGGUCCACAGUACUCGUACAGCUCUGGAACCACCAAUGUUGAGCUGGAAAAUCUUUCUGCUAUCGACGGGACCGUGACCGCUGACACGCUCACCAAAAUUGUCCAAGGUGGUUCAAGGAGACCUCCCUCCAGAAAAGCUGGCAGAACUCGAGUCAGGAACUAACUACCAACAGAUGAGAGCGUUUGGAAGAGGAGGACCCUCAUAAAACCCAAUGGGAGCUUUGUACAGGGCUGUGUUUGAAAUGCCAGUGAUUUUUAAGUAAUUAGUGAUAAGAAUCAUUUUAUCCACAUAUGGUGCUAAGAAUGUAUAUUGAAAAUUGUACUGUGCAAUAGCCAAACAAAUGACUGUUUUGGCUUGUUUCAAAGGCAUACAGCGCACUCAGUAAAACUCUUCUGCUAGCCAUUAGCGCAGUCAUAAAAACAGAAUUCCGUUUGCGAGAUGGUAACUGUAAACCGAGGAUCUGGCUGCCUCUUAAAGAUCCUUGUGAAAUUUGUAUUGUAUAAAAAGCUUAGAAAGGAUUAGAAAGUGAUAUGUGGCUUAGGCGUUACAUGAGGUUAUUUUUUACUCUUUGUUUCUGUGGAAGAUUGUAAACUGCAGCAGGUUUUAAGUAUUUACCAAAUAAAGUCCAUUUUCUGGUCUAGUUUUACACGAGUUUCGACUGCUUCUGGAGCGUGUUGAGUCGUGUUGGGGCAGAACGCCUUUGUACUGGUGAAAUAAAAAGGUUGGGGCCUGUCUCCUGUCUGUGA
Messenger RNA from Periophthalmus magnuspinnatus, 3190 nucleotides. RefSeq names its product periostin, osteoblast specific factor b (gene postnb). The transcript is spliced from 22 exons. NCBI's taxonomy places the organism in Eukaryota, Metazoa, Chordata, Actinopteri, Gobiiformes, Gobiidae. Gene Ontology annotation, cellular component: extracellular matrix. Gene Ontology annotation, biological process: cell adhesion; extracellular matrix organization. Gene Ontology annotation, molecular function: cell adhesion molecule binding. Bases 60 to 2606 code for a protein of 848 amino acids. The record is from RefSeq and is a predicted model, not a curated record.